AUGAGCCCUUCCACUCCAGAACUUUCCUUACGGGAUCCGGAGGCCUUCUCACCGGAGAGCUUCGAUCAAUCGCCCGGCACCACCUCACCCAUUCACCAUGUCAAGCACAUUGUUGACGGCGCCCAUAUUCAGCGAUUCAAGUUCACGGACAAAGACCUGCGGCGCUACUUUCACAGCCAGGAUCCGUAUCCCACGAGAAACCCUGCCAAGGUCUCCCCCGAGAAGCACGAACCAGAUCUUGUACAAAAAGAUGUUCUCACGCUGCUGUGCCACAGUUCGGAGCUGGCUGUCGAGAUUGGCAAGUACUUGAGCCCGGGUGACAUUGUGUCACUGUACAGGGCGAGCAGAGCCUUCCACGAGGCCGUCAACCAAUACAUGUCUGCCAGCGUCCGUGCUUGGAUCGCCCACAAAGCACCCGAGGCGGGGAGGAUAUUCGACUUUCGUUUGUACAAGCGCCAUCUCAUUGCCGAUCCGGCGGGCCGAACUUGGGGCUACCAGUACGAAACAACUACAGACAAACGCGACGCCAAGAAUCACGAGGCGUCCAGCGACCCCGGCCACACUGUCGAUGCUGAAAAGGCAGGGCAAGUUCGCGCCAUUCCCGGUCUCAGAUAUCUCCAGCUUGUCGUCGGCCGCGACCGGUACUGUCGGGAGAUCCGCGCAAUCCUGGCACGAAACGGGCACCGCACGCCGGCUUCGAUGCACUCGACACUCCUCAAGCUCUGGCUGUGUCUCGACAUCCCCACGAGCGUGCAGCGCGCCGCCCUUCUGCGCAACAGGGAAAGCUGGGCCGACACGGACCUCUACAACGCGCAGCUGCUCUUUGUCAAGCUCGGCAUGCACUUCAACGACCCGAUAUACGGGCCCAACACCUACGAGCUCCUCCACCUGAUGAUGGGGCAGAAGGGUCUCUACCCUCUCUGGCAGCUGCUCAUGCGGAAGCGCUUCACUCGCCUCGGCGAGAUCCUCGCCCUCAAGGUGCGCUACGACUUUCAGGCGGCGCCCUCGCCGGCCGACCCGCACGUCCGCGGCGCCUACCACUGGAGCAGCGAGUAUUUUGGGAGCAGCAUCCACGGCGUGCCGUACGGCGAGGUGGGCAAGGUGCACCUCGAGGGCUGGGGCCAGGGCCAGCGGCACCUCCAGCGGCCGGACGAGCUGGUGCCCGUCGAGGCCGUGGCGCGGGGUCUGGAGCUCGACGCGCACCUCGUGGCCAUGAUGAUGUGGGGGUACGUGGACUGGAGCACGGGGGAGAACCUGGUGCCGUCCGAGGCGGAAAUGCACAUCUCGGACGACGAGGCGGCGCUGGCGCACGCGGACACGAACCACCACUGGCGGUCGCGGCACGUCCUCAAGAAGCGCUUCGACGAGCUCGCGCCGGUCGAGAGGCAGCGGAUCCUCGACGAGGACGAGGACGAGCGGCUGCGCGCCAUGGCGUGGUGCGGCGAGACGGACGACUACUCCUCCGCGAGCGAGGACGGCGACGGCGAGACGGGCAGCCGUGCCACGUCCUCGCUGGAGGAUGAGAUGAGCCGGGGAUACAUGGUGCCUCCGCGGCAAACCGGCGACGAUGCGGUGGUUGUGCCGGAUGUGGACGACCGAGAGGGCUGGGUGGGCUUUGUGAAUGAUGUCCUGACGAGCGGGCUGCCGCCAGACGUCGGCGGCGAAGCGGCGCUGAGAGCAGAGGCGUGGCAGUCGUAUCAGAACGUGGAGCUGGAUUCGGAGUGGGAUUGGGGGCUCUGGCUGCAGCAGCAGCAGCAGCGGCGGCGGCAGGAAGACGUGGGCUGGAAUAGUGACGAGGCUGGGGAUGAGCUGCCAGACUCGGAAGCGGAGACGAUCGUGACGGACAGUCUCGUGUGGGAUGGUGAUGAGGAGCUGAGUGACUACGAAGCGUCAGGUGGUGAGAUGUGA
Molecule: messenger RNA, 1908 nt
Organism: Akanthomyces muscarius
Lineage: Eukaryota; Fungi; Ascomycota; Sordariomycetes; Hypocreales; Cordycipitaceae
Exons: 1
Coding region: 1-1908 (635 amino acids)
Source: RefSeq, a predicted model, not a curated record